CUUCCUCAAAGUGGCGGCCCCAGGAGUUACACACUAGGUUCCGCCCCAUUCUCCGGCGCAGUUGCGGCAAUGGCGGUGGAGGGGAGGCUGCAGUGAGCGGUUCCCUGUACCUUCCCUCCGUGGUUUCUCAGCCACGUGGCUCUAGGUUGCUGGCUCAAGAUGUCAGAAGGCGGCUCGGCAGGGGAGCCGGGCCCCGCCGGAGGGGGCCGACCUUCCUUGGCCGGGGCCCGGGGGCUUAUCGGGCGGCGGCCCGCGGCCCCCCUCACCCCAGGCCGCCUCCCUUCUAUUCGUUCCAGAGACCUCACCCUCGGGGGCGUCAAGAAGAAAACCUUCACUCCUAACAUCAUUAGCCGGAAGAUCAAGGAAGAGCCAAAAGAAGAAAUAUCAGUCAAGAAAGAAAAACGAGAGAGGGACCGAGACCGGCAACGAGAUGGGCAUGGUCGGGGGAGGGGUCGUCCAGAAGUGAUCCAGUCUCACUCCAUCUUUGAACAGGGUCCUGCAGAAAUGAUGAAAAAGAAAGGCAGCUGGGAUAAGACCGUGGAUGUGUCAGACUUUGGCCCAUCUCAUAUCAUCAACAUUAAAAAGGAGAAGAGGGAAACAGAUGAGGAAACAAAACAAAUUCUCCGAAUGCUAGAGAAGGAUGAUUUUAUAGAUGACCCAGGGCUCAAGAAUGACACCCGCAAUAAACCUGUGCAGCUUCCUCUGGCCCACUCGGGGUGGCUUUUUAAAGAAGAGAACGAGGAACCUGAUAUGAAGCCCUGGCUAGGGAAGGAAGAGAGCAUGGAGGUGGAUAUGCCAGCACUGAAAGUGAAAGAGGAACCCCAAGAUGAGGAAGAGACCAAAGCAGCUGCCCCCUCCAGGCCUGGCCGGGUGGUCCCUGUACUUCCUCAAGAUGUGUCUGUGGCAGACUUACUCAGGGAGCUGAGCUUUGCCAAGGAGGAAGAACUUUUGUUCUUGCAGCUUCCUGACACACUUCCUGGUCAACCUCCCACCCAGGACAUCAAACCCAUUAAGACAGAGGUUCAAGGAGAAGAUGGGCAAAUGGUGCUUGUGAAGCCAGAGAAAGACCGGGAAGCUAAACUGGCAGAGAACCUGUGUACACUGAGUGACCUGACAGAGGGUCAAGUGGGAAAACUGCUUAUCCGAAAAUCGGGAAAGGUGCAACUGCUUCUGGGCAAAGUUACUCUGGAUGUAACAGUGGGUACUUCCUGCUCUUUUUUGCAGGAGCUGGUGUCUGUGGGCAUUGGAGAUAGCAGAACAGGUGAUCUGACAGUGCUGGGCCAUGUGAAACACAAGCUUGUGUGUUCCCCUGAUUUCGAAUCCCUCUUGGAUCACAAACAGCGGUAAAGCCAGCCAAUUGAAAGUGAAGGGAGUGCCAUUUUCUCUUUGCCUAGGAUUUUCAUUCCUGAAUUCCUUUGGGACCUAGAAGACCAUUCAAACCUCCAACUCUUGUCUCUGAUAAAUAUCAUGGCUGGUUAUCCAGAGAUUGCAGGGAUUCAAGGACUUCUUCCCAAGUGGUGAUGAAUGGCUUGAUAGCCUUUGAAGAAAAUGGAAAUAAUAAGCACAUGCCUGCUGCUGUAUUUAUGGGCUUGUGCCCAGUCUAUUUAUACUGUAUAUUUAUGUCUCCCCCUUUUGCUACUGACUGUAUCCAUAUGUGCUGAAGGGCAGUCGAAACCCAAAUGGAGUCAUGGAAAAUAAGACUAUUUCUUUUGGUUUUCCUCUUUUGAAUCUCCUGGAGGGAAGUAUAGGUGUUUCCUGUUCUUCGACCUCCAACUCCUCCUCUAGUCCUUCUUUGUCAGCUGUUUCUCAGGGGAAUAGGCUCCAGCUUUACUCCUCUGAAGCAGAAAACACAGGAAAAUCUACCAUUUUAAAGGUCCUGAUAUACAAAUUGUGUAGGAUACCUUUUUCCUAUGGACUCUUAAGCCAACAUUUGCUAAAGUAUAGGCUCUUUUGGAAGGCAUGAAUAGAGAAACUUCUGUCAAUGCACUGUUUGUUCAUCUUCAUGUGCUCUUGAAUGAUUUGGGGGGCCUAUCCCAUGCCUAACUGCUGUAGUACUUUUUCUCUGCCAGAGUAGCCAGGUUUUCCUCAGAAGGGGAUAAUUGUGUUGGCCCUGAGGUAUUGUCACCACCCUAGUCAAAGGCUGACAUAAGCCUGGAUAGAAAAAAAAGUGAUGGACAUUAUAAAGGGAGCCUCACCCUGAUGUAAUAUACUAUUCCAAAAGCCUUGAGCUAGAGAGACUCUCCUAUUCCCCUCUCUCCCACCACCAUAAAACAUACCUACUCUUCUUGGAUCACAGUCACAGCCAGGCUUUCCUUGUUUGGCUCUUAUGUUCGGAGGCCCAUGGUAUUACUGCCUUCAGUAUACAGGUUGAAUCUGGAUCACUGGGCGUUUGGUCCCUCCAAGGGAUAGCCCUUUGGGGAGAAGCUGGCCUCUCCUUUCCCUUCUUAGUAGAAUCUGUCAGUUGUACUGAGUUUCUUCCAACCUCAGCUACAAACAAUGAUGACCCAAUGCCAUCAUGCACACUACAUGCCUCAAGAAGUAGGAAAUACCAAGACUUUCAGAUAUUCUUCUUAAAGUUGUUCCUGAAGCAUUGCAUUGUUCAAGGAACGUGUAGUGAUGCAGUUCUGGAUUGAUAGAGGGAAAAAAUCUAGUCUAAAACUCUGUUCUCUAGCCAUAUGAUCUCCAAAGGCACAAUUAUAGCUGGCACAAAUAUAUCUGAGGUGCAAAGUAGCAUCUGGCACUGCAUCUGUAGGCUGUUAUUAAUGGCCCUUUCCAUAGAAGUGAUGUUAGAGUUUAGUGUAUAACUUUAGGAGAAGAGAGUUCCAUUGAUACUAAGAAACUUGUGUCCCAGAAGUCCUUUGUUCUGAGCUUACUAAGCUGCUGGUUGAAUAGAAAUGAGGUCACAGUAGGGUGUGAUUUCAUAAAGAUGAUCCUUUCUCUGCUUCUAAGUGGCCCUGGUGAGGAAAUUGGUUUCAUAUAACAAAUGCUUACCUUUAUUCUGUUAUACUGCCACAUCAGUCAUAGUUGAGGCUUUCCCUGGUCCUAUCAUCCAUGAACCUCUUGGUCAGUAAAUGGUUACAAAGAUUAAUAGACUAUUUGGGCAUUGUUUUGUCCAUUUGUUCCCAUCACUAGCAAGUUCAUGCAUCUCUGCUUUAUUAUAGGAAAAUAGUUUAGAAAACUAAAGUUUGGUUAGAAAACUAGCCUUGGAGACAGGAGGUCCUAGGUUCAGGUCCUUCUUUUGGCAGUUAAUGGCUAUGUGAUAUCAUAGGUAAGUCAUAACCUCUCCUCAGAAUUAAGUUGCAGAACAGUUGUUGUUCUAUGUAGAGAAAGAUUUAUCUUUGUAUAGUCUCUGUACGGUGAAAUCAAAGAUUGGGACCAGUUAGAUGACUGGGGAGAGGCUUCCUUGGAAGUUCAUUGUCAGUUGGACAAGAUUUCCAUAAGUUGAGUGGGAAACUCAGCAGACAAAAAUUGCCGGUGAGCCUGACUUAUCCUAAUUCUCUGGGUCGCAAUUAUUGCUCUUGUUUUCAAGCAGUUGGUGGCCCAGUGAGCAGAACACUGAGCUGGAAUCAGGAAGACCUGAGUUCAAAACCAACCUAACAUCAGCCAAGUGACCUUGUGCAAGAUAUUGAUCCUCUUUCAACCUCAGUUUCCUUCUCUGUAAAAUGGGGAUAAUUACAGCAUCUACCUCCCAGGGUUGUUAAGAGGAUAAAAUGAGAUAAUAUAAGUACUGCAUAAACGCCAGCUGUUAUCAGCUGCUCUUUGAGAACUGUUGAUGACUUUUUGUGCCAAAGGUUUUCAAUGAUAAACUCAGUGAUCUCUUUUUGAUGAAGAAUAAGAUAUUUUAAACCCAAAUUCAAAGGUGUUAAGUACCCACCAGGAUUUGCCAUCACUGGUCCUGACCCUUUAAAACUCCUAAGUGGGAAUGUGAGAGUUAUAUCUUUUGUCAAAUGGCUCAGCAUGCUCCCUUCAGUGUAUCUUAAGUUUUGAGUCACGAUAAAUCAGUCUUCCUGCAUCAGUCUGUUCUCUCUAUUCUCCUGAGCCACAAAUUAGAUGUCAUCAAGGGUAAAGAAGAGGGAAAGCAAGAUUGCCUUCCAGUCUGAGCAUCUGGAUCAAAUAUCUUGACUCACUUGCUUUCAUGCAUUUAAUGGAAUAAAAGUCUGUAUGGAUUUAAUUGCAGCUUUGUAUAUAUAGUUUAUAAAAACAUUACAAGUUCAAAUACAAAGGGAAGGGAAUUUGUAAAGUGAAGUGAACACAGCCAAGAUUUUUAUUUGAAAACUACACAAAAACAGAUUGCCACAUCUACUUUGUAACUAGAUCUUUAUCCAUAAAACUAUGAGGAAUCAGUGUAUAUAGAUGGAUAAUAUCAGAGUUUAAUAGCAAACACAGAUAGAAAAUCCUAGAGAUCAUAAGGAAAGGGGUCAUUUAGCUUUUCUAUGGGGAGCAUCUCCAGGAAGAGAUCUCUGUGAAGCAAGAUCUUUUGUAAAUAUUAUUUCACUUAACACCUGUCAUAGUAUCCACCUGCACACAAAUAUAUAGCAAAUAUCAGUAAUAGAGAACAUAAAAUAAAUGGGGAAAGGUACCAAAGAUAAAAGGUUGAGCUCUGUGCUAUAGGCCAGAGGUGGUACAAUAGAACUAGAUUAAAAUAUAAUAAAUUGUUCACAAAAUAAAGAUACAAUAAGACAUGGAUAACAUUACCUUUUAAAACUAAAUGUGGCCUACAGGGCUUAUGUAGGAAUUAGUGACCUGCUUUGUACUUGAGUUUAACACCAUUGCUAUAGGAAACAGCAUGGUGUAAAGGAGAAAACAUUAAUUGUUCUUGACAUCCUGAGUGCAGAACACGAGCUCUUGUUCUGCCAUUUUAUAGAAUGAGGAAGUCAGAACCUGAAACUUGGUUUCCUCAUCCAUGAAAUAGGAAUAAUAAUCACAUAUCUUGACCUGUGAGGAUUGAGAGUCCUUUAGAAGCUGUUGAGUCCAGCCCAUAUAUGAGUUCUGAUCUCUGGUAAUUUGAACAUUCAGCUCAAUUGUCUUCUAUUGUCGUCAGACAAUCCAUUAAGUACAAUUUGUUUUUCCUUCUGUCAAGCUUACAUUUGCAACUUCUGCCCAUUGGCCCUACGACAUUCUUUGAUGUAAGGCUCUCUGAAAGGGGAAGAUGUUUAGCAGCUAGGAAAACCAGGGAAGGCCUCUUAAAGAAAAUAUGCUUUGACCUUCAAAGGAAGGAACCCAGGAAACCCAAAAGGCACAGAAAAGGGGGUAAAGUGUUCUAGGCAGGGGGGACAGGCUUUGCAAAGACAGAAAAAGAUGUUUGAGGAACUGCAAAUAGGUCAGUAUAGCUAGAUCUUUAAGUACUUGGAGGUAAGGUAUAAUAAGACUGAAAACAGAAAAGAGUCAUUAUAUAAGGAGUUUUCAAUGCCAAGCAAGAUGCUAUUUUUGUUUGUUUUGGAAAUAGGAGUCCAUUAAAGCUCAUUGAGCAAAGGAGGGAUAUUGUGAUUAGCUCAAUGUAGGAAAAGGGAGGCAAGGAGACCAGUUAGCUAUAACAAUACAGGAGCAGGGUGAUAAAGAUCUGUAAUAUUUGAGAUUGGAGAAAAAGGGCAUGAGAUAGUGUGAGGAUAGAAAUGACAAGAUUUGGCAAUAGAUCAGAUCUGUGGAGUAAGGAAGAGUGAGAAUUCAAGUACCACACCACAGUUGUAAACUAGGUGAAUGGAGGGUUGGUACUCUGAACUGUAAUUUGGAAGUUUCUGGAAAGGGGAAGAAUGCCUACAGGGUGUUCAUUUCAAAGUGGAGAUGGGAUGACUAGCUCAGCUGAGAGAAGAAGGCUGAAUAUAUAGAUCAGGGAAUCAUUUACAUAGAGAGCAUAAUUCAUUGAAUUUUUAAAAAAUAUCUAAUAUUUUCUCAGUUACAUUUAAAACAAUUUUUUAACAUUUGUUUUUGAAAAUUUUUGAGUUCUAGAUUCUCUCCCUUAUUCCCACCCCAACUCCUGUUAAUAAACUACUUGUGAAGUUAUAUAAAACAUUUCAUGUUAUGAAAGACAAAACAAAUCUUCCAUCCUAAUUAAGAAAAACGCUCAAGAAAACAGUUUUUAAAAAGAGAGUAUGUUUCUUUUUUUCUUUUUUAUUAAAGCUUAUUUUCAAAACAUAUGCAUGGAUAAUUUUUUCACCAUUGAUCCUUGCAAAGCCUUAUGUUCCAAAUUUUCCUCUCCUUCCCCCAUCCCGUCCCCCAGAUAGCAAGCAAUCCAAUAUAUAUUAUACAUGUUAAAAUAUAUGUUAAAUCCAAUAUGUGUAAACAUUGAUAGUUAUCUUGCUGCACAAGAAAAAUCAGAUAAAAAAGUAAAGAAAAUGAAUAAGAAAACAAAAUGCAAGUGAACAACAAAAAGAGUGUUCCCACACUCCUCUUUCUGGGUGUAGAUGGCUCUUUUCAUCAGAAGAGCAUUGAAACUGGCCUGAAUCAUCUCAUUGUUGCAAAGAGCCUCAUCCAUCAGAAUUGAUCAUUGUACAAUUUUCUUGUUGCCAUGUACAAUGAUCUCCUGGUUCUGCUCAUUUCACUUAGCAUCAGUUCCUGUUAAGUCUCUCCAAAUCUCUCUAAAAUCAGCCAUAUACCAUGCUUUAUUUCAGCCAUUCGCAAACUGAUGAGCAUCCACUCAGUUUUCAGUUCCUUGCCACUACAAAGAGGAUUGCCACAAACAUUUUUGUACAUGUGGGUCCCUUUUCUUCCUUUAAGAUCUCUUUGGGAUAUAGGCUGCAUAGAAGCACUGUUGGAUUAAAAUGUGUGCACAGUUUGAUAAUUUCUUUUGUUGUUGUUGUUGUUGAGGCAGUUGGGGUUAAGUGACUUGCCCAGGAUCACAAAGCUAGGAAACGUUAAGUGUCCAAGGACAGAUUUGAACUCGGGUCCUCCUGACUUCAGGGCUGGUGUUCAGUUUGAUAAUUUCUUGAGUAUAGUUCCAAAUUGAAGAAAGUAUGUUUCAAUCUAUAUUCAAACAUAAUCAGUUUCUUCUCUGGGUAUGGAUAGGAUUUUUCAUCAUACGUUCUUUAGAGUAGUCAUAGAUCACUAUACUGCUGAAAAUAGCAGUCAUUUUAUAGUUGGUCAUCCCAGAACAUUGCUAUAACCUUGUAUAUAGUACAUUUCACUUUGCUUGAGUACUUGGAGGACUUUCCAGGUUUUUUUCUGAGAGCAUCCUGCUCAUUUCCCACAUACCAAUAGUUUUUCAUGACUAUCACAUAUCACAAUUUAUUCAGCCAUUCCCCAAUUGAUUGACAUCCCCUCAAUUUCCAAAUUUUUUCCCCUGAGAAAAUAGCUACUAACAUUUUCAUACAUAUAGGUCCUUUUCCUUUAAAUCUCUUUUGGUAAUCUCAUAUCUAGUAAUGGUGCUGUUUGUUAGGCCAAAGAAUAUGCAUAAAUUUAUAGUUUUUUGGGCAUAGAGCAUAUUUUUUGAUCAUUUAUCAAUUGGGGCAUAACUUAAUUUUUUAUAAAUUUGACCCACUUCCCACUAUGUUUGAAAAAUAAGGCCUUAUCAGAGAAACUUGCUUCAAAAUUCUUUUUACAAUUAUUAUACAGCUAUAUUUCCCCCCAUUCUAUUCUCUCCUUUCACCUACUUGUCCUCAAAAGUGUUUUGCUACUGACCAUUCCCUUCCCUGAUAUGUCCUCUCUUCAUCAUCUUCCAUAUCCCAUUCUCCUCCUAUUUUCCUGUAAGAUAAAAUAGAUUUCUAUAUCCAUA
This is a messenger RNA of Antechinus flavipes (yellow-footed antechinus), 7708 nucleotides long. It is a transcript of the gene POLR3D, whose product is annotated as RNA polymerase III subunit D. Gene Ontology annotation, cellular component: RNA polymerase III complex. The coding region runs from base 160 to 1347 and encodes 395 amino acids. Gene Ontology annotation, molecular function: DNA binding. The record is from RefSeq and is a predicted model, not a curated record. The transcript is spliced from 8 exons. Lineage: Eukaryota; Metazoa; Chordata; Mammalia; Dasyuromorphia; Dasyuridae. Gene Ontology annotation, biological process: transcription by RNA polymerase III.